Messenger RNA from Propithecus coquereli (Coquerel's sifaka), 2777 nucleotides. It is a transcript of the gene ACTBL2, whose product is annotated as actin, beta-like 2. Gene Ontology annotation, cellular component: membrane; glutamatergic synapse; axon. Bases 101 to 1231 code for a protein of 376 amino acids. Gene Ontology annotation, molecular function: nucleosomal DNA binding; protein kinase binding. The transcript has a single exon. Lineage: Eukaryota; Metazoa; Chordata; Mammalia; Primates; Indriidae. Gene Ontology annotation, biological process: cell motility; axonogenesis. The record is from RefSeq and is a predicted model, not a curated record.
GGCAGUUCUGGGGUGUUUUAGGUCUGUUCCUUCUCUCUCUUGCACACUAUACUCUACACUUGACUUCUGUUCACCCAUUUGGAAGGUUCCAGCUGGCACCAUGACUGAUGAUGAGCUGUCUGCCUUGGUAGUGGAUAAUGGGUCAGGGAUGUGCAAAGCAGGCUUUGGCGGUGACGACGCCCCCCGGGCUGUGUUCCCCUCCAUGAUAGGGCGUCCCCGACACCAGGGGGUUAUGGUAGGCAUGGGCCAGAAGGACUGCUAUGUGGGGGAUGAGGCUCAGAGCAAGAGAGGCAUCCUGACCCUGAAGUAUCCUAUUGAGCAUGGAGUAGUCACCAAUUGGGACGACAUGGAGAAGAUCUGGUAUCACACUUUCUACAAUGAGCUCCGCGUGGCACCAGACGAUCAUCCCAUCCUCCUCACCGAGGCACCCCUGAACCCCAAGAUCAACCGGGAAAAGAUGACCCAGAUCAUGUUUGAGGCCUUCAACGCACCUGCCAUGUAUGUGGCUAUCCAGGCCGUGCUGUCCCUCUAUGCCUCGGGACGGACCACGGGCAUCGUGAUGGACUCUGGGGACGGGGUCACUCACACUGUGCCCAUCUACGAAGGCUAUGCCCUGCCUCAUGCCAUUCUACGUCUGGAUCUGGCAGGCAGAGACUUGACUGAUUACCUCAUGAAGAUCCUGACAGAGCGAGGCUAUAACUUCACCACCACAGCUGAGCGGGAGAUUGUGCGCGACGUCAAAGAGAAGCUGUGCUACGUGGCCCUGGACUUUGAGCAGGAGAUGGUCAGUGCAGCUGCGUCUUCCUCACUUGAAAGAAGCUAUGAGCUUCCCGAUGGGCAGGUGAUCACCAUCGGGAAUGAACGCUUCCGCUGCCCUGAAGCUAUUUUCCAGCCUUCCUUGCUGGGCAUCGAGUCCAGUGGGAUCCAUGAAGCAACCUUCAACUCUAUCAUGAAGUGUGAUGUGGACAUUCGCAAGGAUCUAUACGCCAACACCGUCUUGUCUGGAGGCAGCACCAUGUACCCAGGCAUUGCUGACCGCAUGCAGAAGGAAAUCAUAACGCUGGCACCCAGCACCAUGAAAGUCAAAAUCAUAUCUCCGCCAGAGCGGAAGUAUUCCGUUUGGAUUGGGGGCUCCAUCCUGGCCAGCCUGUCCACGUUCCAGCAGAUGUGGAUCAGUAAGCAGGAAUACGACGAGGCUGGUCCUCCCAUCGUUCACAGAAAGUGUUUUUAAAUGGGCUUCCGUCUUAAUGGGUUUACAUUUUCCCUUUUCCUGGGUCACAGUGAUGGUACUGCUUUUAUCUGCUUUCAACAGGACCAAGGUAAAUAGUUCACUCUAACUAGUGCCUAAACCAGCAAACCCAUCUGUCCAUCCAAGUAUCCUGGGCUCUUGCCCCACUAACCACAUCUUGAUCUCUAUCAACUGAAGGUGAAUUCUAAUACCAUAUUCUAUUCUUUUCACCUAUACAGUUCAAAGAAAAGUAGUCCUGCUUAAAUUAAAAUAAGUGGCAAGGAGUAAAAUCAUGAGAAAUGUCAUAUCAGAAUGGAUAACUAGAAUUUCCAGGCUUUACAACCUAGUUCUUACCAAGAUGUUUAACAAUAAUAGGCUGUACAAACCUGUAACAAAAUGUGUAUUCCUUUAGUGACCGUGUCUUAUUUAAGUAUUUGUGUUUUGUUUACUUCUUUGUAUGAAGACACUGAAUUAUAUAGGUCAAUAAUAUUCAUGUAUACAUAAGCACCAGAGAAAUAAAAUAUUACAUCAUAAAAUAUACUGCUCUUUUUGGUCAUCUGAACAGUUGAUGUGAAUUUCUUUGCUUGCCAACAGUCACCAUUUCAGUGGCUGCAUAUUUUAAUUCUUUCCCUUAUUAAAUAAGCAUAAUGAAAAAUCCACCAUUCCAUUUAUGUUGUUUAUAAAUCAACUAAAUUUUCAGCUCUAGAGUGGAGGUUUGCUGGUCAAACACAUAUUUUAAUAUCUUACUUAUUGAACCUCAUUAUACUUGUAAAACAGCAAAACUACAAAUAAUGCCUAAUUUUUAAGAGAUAUUAUAAUAUCAAAUUAAUGUAAUUAUGCUACAGUUUGACAAAGUUAGUUUUAUUUCUAUUUCUUAGCAUAAUAACACGCCUUGAAUAAUUUCUGUAGACCACGACUUUGGAUAUUUCUCUUAUACGAGGAUUUCACUGUAGGAAAACAUAGCUGCAGCAUCUUUGUUAACUAUAAAUUUUAGUACCAGUAUAGUAAUCUCAAUUUCAUUCCUAGAAAGAUUUUACAAUAAUUCUUCUUUAUUAUGUCCAGUCACUAGCAAUACUUCUUUAUGCAGAGAGUCACUAAGAUACCAACAUUUUAGAAAAUAUCAGUGUAUCUUCCUAUAAUGUCUAAAAUUUUGUAAUGAAUCCAAUGGUGAUUUGCCAACCAAUUUUAAGUAUUAGUACAUUUUUUUCCAUCUAUGCUAUGAUUAUUUGUAUUUUUCAGGAUAACUUCUGAAAAUUUAAAAUAUUUAUUUGGAUUGCUUAUUAAGGCAUUAUCAGGGUCUCAGGAGGGAGGAAUCUCUUCUCUUUUCCUCUUAGUUGGGAAACCUAUACUUGUAUUUUAAAUCUCUAAACUGCAAUCUUUAAGUAUUUUUUGCUUAACAUAACACUUCUCAAAUAAUUUGAUUAUUUUUUAUUUCCUUUAUCUGACAAUAUAAUUUUUAAAAUGCAUUUAACCAAAAUUAGCCUCCAUAGGUACUUUAUUUUAUAAGAUUUGGAGUCUCCUUUCACAAAAUUAAAAUUGAUUCAUAAUU